Messenger RNA from Tigriopus californicus, 963 nucleotides. RefSeq names its product acanthoscurrin-2-like. The record is from RefSeq and is a predicted model, not a curated record. The annotation marks the transcript as partial. The transcript has a single exon. Lineage: Eukaryota; Metazoa; Arthropoda; Copepoda; Harpacticoida; Harpacticidae.
UGGCUUCGAAUUCGGAGGCUACGGCAAAGGUCAUGGUGGUCAUGGAGGUGGAGGCUAUGGCAAAGGUCACGGUGGAGGUGGUCAUGGUGGCGGCUAUGGCAAAGGUCACGGCGGUGGCGGUCAUGGUGGUGGCGGCUAUGGCAAAGGUCACGGUGGGGUGGUCAUGGCGGUGGAGGCUAUGGCAAAGGUCACGGUGGAGGUGGUCAUGGUGGCGGCUAUGGCAAAGGUCACGGCGGUGGCGGUCAUGGUGGUGGCGGCUACGGAAAAGGUCACGGUGGAGGUGGUCAUGGCGGUGGAGGCUACGGAGGUGGCCAUGGCGGUGGAGGUCACGGUGGUGGCUACGGCGGUGGGGGCCAUGGUGGUCACGGCGGCGGGGGCGGCUACGGAAAAGGCCAUGGUGGUGGCGGCCAUGGCGGUGGAGGUUACGGAAAAGGCCAUGGUGGUGGCGGUCAUGGCGGUGGAGGCUACGGCAAGGGCCAUGGUGGUGGUCAUGGCGGUGGAGGCUACGGCAAGGGCCAUGGUGGUGGUCAUGGCGGUGGAGGAGGCUAUGGACAUGACGAUCAUGGUCAUGGAGAUGGAUAUGGCCAUCACAGUGGGUUCGGUUCAGACUUCGGAUUCACCAAUAAGUUCUUCAGUCGUUGAUAGCCUGGCUCUCGUAUGAGACACGUUUUCAUUCCCCCGAUGGAAAAAAUAUGGCUCACGAUCUUUUGAAUUCAUCCAAUUUGGUUUUGGGAAACCAAGAGAUCCAUUGUGGUUUUACCUGGGGUGCCUUUGGUCCAUCAGUUAGACCAGUGAGACAACGCACCCCUUUGUUAUCUGCAAUUUCUUAUUUAUUUGGUAUUCUUUAAUGUCUUUGGCACCUUGCGAGUUGUUGUCACCCAUGAAGCAUUAUAUUUGUUAUUGUUGAACCAUUUAUUACUAUACAACUUUAAUUCAGUAUCAAUGUAAACGCAUCACACGUAA